Gekko japonicus is the source of this 1299-nucleotide messenger RNA. RefSeq names its product keratin, type I cytoskeletal 12-like. Gene Ontology annotation, molecular function: structural molecule activity. The coding region runs from base 16 to 1299 and encodes 427 amino acids. The record is from RefSeq and is a predicted model, not a curated record. Lineage: Eukaryota; Metazoa; Chordata; Lepidosauria; Squamata; Gekkonidae. The transcript is spliced from 7 exons.
AGUAGUUCAGGGAGUAUGGCGGGAGGAUUUGGUGGGGGGUCUCUUCUCAGCUUUGGGGGUGGUGGCAGCAGCAGUUUAGGAUGGGGCAGUGGAUAUGGUGGACUGGGAAGUGGCUUUGGUGGAGGUUCGGUUGCUGGCUUCAGUGGGGUCUUUGGUGCUGGAGGUGAAGGCAACCUUUUAGCGGGCACUGAAAAAGAAACCAUGCAGAAUCUGAAUGACCGCCUAGCUGCCUACCUGGAUAAGGUGCGCUCACUGGAGGAAGCCAAUACUGAGCUGGAUUGCAAAAUCCGUGAAUGGUAUGAGAAAAAUGGACCAGGUGCUGGGGGCUCAGCGGCUGGCAGAGAUUAUAGUAAAUACUAUCCAAUAAUUGAAGAUCUCAAGAACAAGAUAAUCAAUGCAACUAUUGACAAUGCCCGAAUAGUCCUUCAAAUUGACAAUGCAAGACUGGCAGCUGAAGAUUUCAGACUAAAAUUCGAGAAUGAAGCGGCUCUUCGCCAGGCUGUCGAAGCCGACAUUAAUGGCCUGCGUAGGGUACUGGAUGAACUGACUUUGACCAGGGCUGACUUGGAAAUGCAAAUCGAAAGCCUGAAUGAGGAACUGGCAUACCUCAAGAAGAACCACGAAGAAGAACUACAAGGUUUCCAAAGCAAUGCCACUGGUCAAGUCAGUGUAGAAAUGGAUGCAGCUCCAGGGAUUGAUUUGACCAAACUUCUGAAUGAUAUGAGAGGUCAGUAUGAGGCACUUGCUGAACAACAUCGGAAAGAGGCUGAAGCCUGGUUCAAUGAAAAGAGUGGGGAGCUGAAAAGAGAAAUUUCCUCAAACACUGAACAGCUUCAGUCGGGAAAAAGUGAGAUCACAGACCUGAGACGUACUCUACAAAGCCUAGAAAUAGAACUGCAGUCUCAACUUGCUAUGAAAAAAUCUCUUGAAGACACCCUAGCAGAAACGGAAGCAGGCUAUUGUGGCCAGCUCUCACAAAUGCAACUUCAGAUUGGAAACCUGGAAACACAGCUUUUCCAGGUCCGUGCAGACAUGGAACGACAAAGUGCAGAGUACCAGCAGCUCCUGGAUAUCAAGACCCGACUGGAAAUGGAGAUUGAGACUUACCGCAGAUUACUUGAUGGCGAGAUUGGGCAUGUAUGUAUGAACCUCUCAUUUAUGACUAGCAUUUUUUGUGAACCUUCUUUUUCUUCCUGUUUAGAUCCAACCAAAACCAGAAAGAUCAAGACAAUUGUUGAGGAGGUGGUGGAUGGCAAAGUUGUUUCAUCCCAAGUUAAGGAAAUUGAAGAAAAGCUAUAA